AUGAACGUUAGUCGAGAGUAUUUGCUGGGUGAAACUAUUGCUCGUCAGUCUUUGACGAGUCGCAUCAGUGCUCGCGUCGCGCGUCGUCUGUCGGUUGUUGGCGUGGCAGAGGAGCCUCGCAACGGUUCUGUGGCUGGGGCAACUAUAAAUACGCUCUGCAAUGUUAUUGGGGCUGGGGUACUCUCACUGCCGCUUGCCAUGUAUGAGGCCUCAGUCGUUGGUGCUCUUGUACUGAUGCUAUGCACUGCUUUUCUUGCAGGAUUUGCCGUUUUUGCCCUUAUUGCUGGCUGCGACGCGGCACAGCGUUUUUCAUUUACCGAGGUUAUGGCGUUCACUAUAUUUCCUUCCAUGACGUUGGAAGAUUUCUCUAUACUGGAAUCAUCUACAGUUUUAGGGGACCAUUCUGAAGUGGGAAACGGGACCGUAGAACUGGAGGCUCUUCGCAUGCGUCACGUGGAAAAUGAAAUCAAAUGUCGCAAACGUCGUCGAAUUAUAACAGUACUAGUGGAGUCCAUUAUUUUUUUUGGGAACUACGGAACUCUUAUCAUUUACUCACGCAUCAUUGCUGACUCUAUACCUCCUGUGGUGGAAAGUUUUUUGCAUGGCUCCGGUAUUAUUGUCACGCGUUUUUUUUGGCUUUUCAUAUCUGGCGUUAUCUUCUUCCUUUUGAGUUGCGUGCGUAAUAUGGAUGAGCUCAAGUGGACAUCCAUAUUGGGUUUUCUCACUAUAUUCUACAUUGUGGCAACUGCCGUUGCACGUUAUUUCACAAGUCGUCAGACUCCGCCGUAUCCCAAAAUUGAUCCCGUGGAUCGUGGUGAAAUUAAUUGGUAUCAUGUAGGCACAGGAUUAUUCCGCACAAUGUCGAUGUAUGGUGUAGCGUUUGAUUACCAUUACAAUGUACCAUAUUACUACAAGGAACUGAAAGAACGUACAUUACAUAACAUGAUGAAAAGUGUUUAUAUUGCCUUUCCUAUUAUUGUCUGCUGUUAUGCCGCAACAGGAGUGUUUGGAUAUUUGACAUUUGGUGAUUUAGUGGCCAGUAGUGCCUCGGGGGGUGAUAUUGUGCGUAACUACCCUAAAGAUGAUCUGGUGGUCAAUAUUGGACGCCUUGGGCUUUUUUUCCACUUUGUUUGCGUUUAUCCCAUUCUUUCUGUCGGUGCCCGUCGUGGACUUCACCGACUUAUUAUGAACGCACUGACGUGGAGUACUCAGACAGAGCGUAUUGAGGAGGAACGACAGCUAGGGGAUACUGACUAUUGUGGCCACGGGGGGGUUGCGUGGGAUACGAUAGACAAUGUGUCUGGUGUGGGUAUUGACAGGGACGUAGGUUCCCCUGAAGAUACCACCCGUCUGGCUAUCGUUUUUGAGGCUUUUUUUAUUGUUAGUACGACAAUCUUGCUGGCUGCUGUUAUACCGGGAAUUUCAGUGGCGAUUGGUUUCAUUGGUGCAUUAUUUGGCACUUUUUUGAUGCUAACGGCUCCUGGUUUGAUUGCGUGGUUUUUGUUCUCACGCACUCCGUUGGUAGGAACUUCUCCGUACCGUUUCGCACGUCUUCUCAUGGGUCUCGCCGUGUUGCUUAUUGUUUCAGGGGUUGGCUUUUCCGUCGUCGGAAUAGCGUUUAUGAUCAAAAAGUACACAGCUUAG
Trypanosoma rangeli is the source of this 1644-nucleotide messenger RNA. Its product is annotated as putative amino acid permease-like protein. Lineage: Eukaryota; Euglenozoa; Kinetoplastea; Trypanosomatida; Trypanosomatidae. The record is from RefSeq and is a predicted model, not a curated record. Gene Ontology annotation, biological process: amino acid transmembrane transport. Bases 1 to 1644 code for a protein of 547 amino acids. The transcript has a single exon. Gene Ontology annotation, molecular function: amino acid transmembrane transporter activity.